Molecule: messenger RNA, 3177 nt
Organism: Colletotrichum aenigma
Lineage: Eukaryota; Fungi; Ascomycota; Sordariomycetes; Glomerellales; Glomerellaceae
Gene: PCA1-0
Product: P-type cation-transporting ATPase
Exons: 4
Coding region: 1-3177 (1058 amino acids)
Biological process (GO): monoatomic cation transport
Cellular component (GO): membrane
Molecular function (GO): metal ion binding; ATPase-coupled monoatomic cation transmembrane transporter activity; ATP hydrolysis activity
Source: RefSeq, a predicted model, not a curated record
AUGGGGACCGGGUGCUGCUCGGAUGGCCCUGCCAAGGGUCAGGGAUGCAGCGGUCCUUCGACUGAGGUUCAACACGGCCAUGACCAUGGACGUGCGUAUGCCCACAGCCAGGAAAUCGAUCCUUGCUGCUCCGACGGCGCAGACUGUGGUGGUGCCGAGGAAGUCGCUUGCGUCGACGAGGAUUGCGACGCCGAAACCUACUGCGAAGCCGAGGACGACUCGACUUGUCGUUCCGUGAAACUCGAAUGCUGCACUUCAAAGGAAGAGCACUGCGACGAGAAGUGUAUCCUUGCCGCUGCUGCCGUCGAAUGCGAGAAGGCCUGUGACGACGACGCUGCCCACGACGCCGCUGCCGACCAUAAGCAUGCUCACGACAAAGAUGGCCAUCACCAGGGCUCGGCUUGCAGCACUCAUCUUUCCAAGGCCUUUGAGCAGUACAGCGCCUAUCUCGAGUCGGCUCGUUGCAUCUGCCGCAGCAUUCUCGAUCGCGGUCUGCCGACCACUUGCUGCAGCGAGCAGCAAACUGUCGCUGCCGCUGCCGCUGCCGCUCCCGUCUCGGCUGCCACCUCCGUUAAGAAGCGCCGCGAGAAGACCGAAGCCCAUACGACCGCCCAUGCUCACGGCCAGCACAAGCAUCAUCACCACCACGGAAUUAAGAGACGUGGCAAGAAGCUUGCGCACGAUCAUGACAUGGAAAUUAAGCCUGUCCGCGACGACCAGUCCGACUGCUGCAGCGGGCACGAUGUCCACCUCCCCUCUGCCAACAAGGAGCAGCAUCAUCAAUACGAUGGCGCUGAUGUCGAGAAAGGUGCCGGAUUGGAGCACGUCGCUCUCAUCGUCGACGGCAUGACCUGUUCUGGAUGUGGCAACAAGCUUGAACGGACUCUCAAAGCCGCCCCUGGCGUGUCUGGCGUCCGCGUCAACUUUGUUAUGGGGAAUGCAGAGUUCGACUUUGAUAGCUCCAUUGGCAAGGCAGAAGAUGUCAUACGCAGCGCAGAGCGAGCCACGGGCUUCCACUGUACCCGAAUGUCUAGCGAUGACCAGGCGCUCGAUAUUCUCGCGUCAGGUGGAGCUGCGAAGGCACUCGCCGACCUCGCAAUCCUCGGGGUUAACGACGUCAAUAUCAUUGACAAGAAGAUGGUCAGAGUCACCUACGACCCAGCGUUGAUCGGCGCGCGAACUCUUUUUGAAAAGAUUGGCCCUCUGUCCAACGGACUGGCUCCUCCCCGCGAUGACCCAUCUGUCGCAAGCGGAAGAAAGAGAAUGUACGAUCAGUUGAUCAAGACAGCUGCGGCUGCCAUCCUCACCAUACCUGUCGCAGUCUUUGCGUUUGGUGAAGAUUCACUGAAAGAGCAAGUCAGCAAACAAGCGCGUUCAAUCACUUCCCUUGUGCUUGCGACACUCGUGCAGCUUAUUGCUGUGCCAGAAUUCUACAAGCCCGCCAUCUCAGCCCUCAUUCAUAGCCGGACCAUUGAGAUGGACAUGUUGGUUGUCAUCAGCAUCACUGCUGCCUACGUCUACUCCGUUGUUGGCUUCGGUUUGCGCCAGGCGAACCCAAAGGCAGAUGUCAAGGAGUUUUUCGAAACCAGCACUCUGCUAAUCACCCUUGUCUUGCUUGGUCGCCUCGUCGCCGCUUAUGCUCGCAUUCGUGCUGUCGCCGCCGUUUCCCUUCGCUCCCUCCAGGCUUCUUCUGCCGUUACUGUGGAGGACGGCAAAGAUGUCGAAAUUGAUGCACGCCUUCUUCAGUACGGCGACAAGUUCAAGGUUCUUCCGCAUUCAACGGUACCCACGGACGGUCUCGUCAUGAGUGGUUCCAGCGAGGUUGAUGAAUCCAUGCUGACUGGAGAGAGUGUGCCUGUCUUCAAAAAGCAGCACGACACUGUCAUCGCCGGUACCAUCAACGGAUCAGGCACACUAACGGCACAACUCACCCGUCUCCCGGGGAAAAACACCGUCACCGACAUUGCCGAACUCGUCGAAGAAGCGGCAAACUCGAAGCCAAAGAUUCAGGAUAUUGCCGACCGUAUUGCCAGUUGGUUUGUACCUGUUGUGGCCAGCAUUGCCGUCGUCGUGACCAUUGUCUGGGUGGUCAUUGGCUUGAAGGUUUCGAAAAAGUCAGCAGGCAAAGCGGUAGCUGACGCUGUUACAUACGCCGUCGCUGUUCUGGCCGUGUCAUGCCCUUGCGCGCUUGGUCUCGCUGUCCCCAUGGUGCUAGUUAUUGCAGGAGGUAUCGCCGCGAAGGGUGGCGUCGUCAUUAAAUCGGCCGAAUGCACAGAACGGGCGCGCAAAGUGACUGACGUCGUCUUUGACAAGACCGGAACCAUCACCGAGGGUGACUUGGACGUCCAGGAAGAAGAUUUCUUCGUCUCUGAUCACGACGAAGCCCGUGCCAUCACCAAGGCUCUCGUCGCAGGCAACAAACACCCCGUAUCCGUCGCCAUUGCCAAGCAUCUCGCACAGCGGGCUACCCCUGAAAUUCAGCUCACCGACCCUCAGGUUAUUCCUGGCGCUGGUGUUGAAGCCAGCUUCAAUGAAAGCAAAGUUUGCGCGGGAAAUCCAACGUGGGCUAAAGUUGACUCUUUGCCCUCGAUCAAGCGUCUACAGGAUGACGGGAUGACCCUUCUGGUGGUCACUCGAGACUCUAACCUCAUUGCAGUUUUCGGUUUGCGCACCCGUCUCCGAAACGAAGCAGUCAGCGUUGUCAACCAGCUCAGUCGACGCGGCAUCAACGUUCACCUCGUUUCUGGUGACCAAACACGCGCCGUUGAGUCGGUUGCAUCGCAAGUUGGAAUUGUCAAUGUCGCCGCUCAGCGAACCCCCGCCCAAAAGCGAGACUAUGUUGCUUCGCUCAUGUCCGAAGGCAGGCUGGUCAUGUUUGUCGGUGACGGAACCAACGACGCCGUGGCAGUCACGCAGGCCGAUGUUGGUGUGCAGCUUGGCAGCGCCGCCUCAGCAAGCGAUGUUACUCGUGGGGCCGCGGAUGUGGUUCUGCUCGCAGGUCUGGAGGGUAUUCCCUUCUUACUCGAUGUCAGCCGCUCCAGCUUCAGACGCAUGAUGUUCAACUUUGUGUGGUCAGCCGUGUACAAUGUUCUUGCCAUCCUUUUGGCAGCCGGUGUGCUCGAGCGCUACAAGGUCAUCAUCCCCCCUGCCUACGCUGGACUGGGUGAGAUUAUGUGA